CGCAGAGCAGGGCGGGGCGGGCAGGGAGCGGGCAGGGCCCGGGCCGUCCGGGCCGGAGAUGCUGCGGGGACGCGAGGGCGCUUAGCCGCGGCGGGGAGCCCCGCGCCCACCGGAGGCUCUGAGGUGCAGUGACGUCGGGGACAGAAGUUGGAUGACGCAGGCGGCUGUGCUUCUUCGUGGGGAGCACACGUUAUGAACCCUUUCUGGAGCAUGUCUGCAAGCUCCGGACGCAAACGGUCUGACGGGGAAGAGAAGACGGCGACUGGGGACGGGAAGGCCAGCCCCCCGCGCACGGCUCCCAAGAAGCAGCUGCCGUCCAUCCCCAAGAACGCGCUGCCCAUCUCAAAGCCCACGUCCCCCGCCCCAGCAGCUCCUCCAACGAAUGGCACGCACGCUGCCUACGGGCCCUUCUACCUGGAGUACUCCCUGCUGGCGGAAUUCACCCUGCUGGUGAAGCAGAAGCUGCCCGGGGUCUACGUGCAGCCGUCCUACCACUCGGCGUUAGUGUGGUUCGGCGUGAUCUUCAUCCGGCACGGACUUUACCAGGACGGGGUGUUCAAGUUCACGGUGUACAUCCCCGAUAACUACCCGGACGGCGACUGCCCGCGCUUGGUGUUUGACAUCCCCGUCUUCCACCCGCUAGUGGACCCCUCCUCAGGCGAGCUGGAUGUGAAGAGGGCGUUUGCGAAGUGGAGGCGGAACCACAACCACAUCUGGCAGGUGCUGAUGUACGCGCGGCGGGUAUUCUACAAGAUCGACACGGCCAGCCCCCUGCACCCGGAGGCCGCUGUCCUGUACGAGAAAGACGUCCACCUGUUCAAGAGCAAGGUGGUGGACAGCGUGAAGCUGUGCACGGCCCGCCUGUUUGAGCAGCCGAAGAUCGAGGACCCCUACGCCAUCAGCUUUUCUCCAUGGAAUCCUUCUAUACACGACGAAGCCAGAGAGAAGAUGCUGACUCAGAAAAAGAAGCCUGAGGAACAGCACAAUAAAAGCGUUCACGUGGCCGGCCUGUCCUGGGUGAAGCCUGGCUCCGUACAGCCCUUCAGUAAAGAAGAGAAAACGGGAACCACCUAGAGCCGGGACUGUGGGGACUGUGCACCAGGCACUUUGCUGCGGACGCAGGCCGCCCCCGGGCUGACCAGCGGCCGGGACGGCUGCGAGUAAACUGUGCGAACUGGGACUGGGCGUCAUGGUGUCCGUGUGCACGCAGGCCCUAACGGCAGGUCCUGGAAACCUCUCUCUCAGUAACGCGUUAUUACUUCUGUCAGAAGUGUCUGUAGGGUGGUUAUCUAGUUCAGUACUCCAGAUUAUUGGGGACCUUGAGGCUUAAGUAUUUUUCUGAAUAUAAUGCUAAAGGUAAGUGGCAUUCUUUGGAAGUGAAUAGAGUAAACGGAGUUUAGCACUACGGAAUGAUUUUUAAAUCGGUGUCUCAGCUGUACACAUGUUAGGAGGUGGAGAGGAAAGGUGUAGAGAAAGCAGGUUCCUUAGCGUUCUAGCACUUUCCGCGCAAGGCCACGCGACUCAGCCCUCAGCCCACUGUCUUACUGAUUUACGAAUCGCUACCAGGUGCACGGUAGGGGCGUGAGGCGGCCGGAACACUGGUUCAUAGUUUUGUGUUGUUUUUUUUUAAGCAAAUUACUUACUGUAUUUUUAUGGCAGAGGGAGAAAAAGUGUUAGAACGGUUUCUAAUGAAGUCAAAUAUUUAAGUGAUGAAUGACUAAUGUGUUUUGUAGAGACAAAAUAAACCAAUAAAUGAUG
This is a messenger RNA of Pipistrellus kuhlii (Kuhl's pipistrelle), 1758 nucleotides long. RefSeq names its product AKT interacting protein (gene AKTIP). The record is from RefSeq and is a predicted model, not a curated record. Bases 193 to 1074 code for a protein of 293 amino acids. The transcript has 10 exons. NCBI's taxonomy places the organism in Eukaryota, Metazoa, Chordata, Mammalia, Chiroptera, Vespertilionidae.